Messenger RNA from Trichobilharzia szidati, 1344 nucleotides. The record is from the annotation of a GenBank genome assembly. NCBI's taxonomy places the organism in Eukaryota, Metazoa, Platyhelminthes, Trematoda, Strigeidida, Schistosomatidae.
UUCGAAAUGGAUUUGACAGAAUCGCAGUUUUCUGAAUGCGAGGGUUCUUCUAAUUUUAUACCUUCUUCUGAUUCUGGUCCUCCACCUCCUGUUUCUUAUCGUGUUGCUGAAUAUAAACCUGGGGACAUACAUAUCAAUGGGUCUGAAGUUAACACCGAAAGUGCAUCAGCUCUCGAUAUGUCGGUCAAUUCUAGUUUUGAAGCCUCAGACUUUGAAAAGAAGCAAGGAUCUUUUACUCAGGCAGAUGAUUUUCAGGAUUUGUUUAAGGAAAAUGAAGACCCAUCCAAAUUAAAAGUAGACCAGUCAACUUCAGGAAACUAUCCACAUGGAUUUCGAUAUAACUGUUCAAAUCGUGGAGGAAAAUCUUUGGGUCACACACAAGACCAAGACCUAUUCGACGAGGUCCCUAACCACCAGCAUUCUAUGCGUUUAUCUGAGCCGUUGAAUACGCACAAAAUUAUCACUAAUUCAACCAACAGUCCUUUCUUAUCUGGAUUAGUAUCGCAUUCCUCGUCGUUGACACGAUUGCCGAAUUCUGCUUCAGUCUUAUUGAAUAGCACUGAUGGUGGUGGUGGUGGUGGUGGUGACGAGGACGAGGAGGAGGGGGAGGAUACCUCUGCCUUACAUGAUCAUGAGAUUUCAUACAAUGAUGAUGGCGAAAACGACGGAAGUUCAUCAAUAAUAAUGACGUCGUCAUCAAAAAAUCCUGUAAAACAAAACCUGGUCAAAAUGAAUGAUUUGGUGCAUUCCACUGACUCCAUUUUAGCUAUAAAUGUGUCUGCAAUAGUCUACCGAAUGGACAAUACUCACAAUGUGAUAUUUGAUAGCCGUUUUAAUGUAAAGAUAAAUAACGUGAAUAUUGAAGCUGCCUAUCAUCGAUUACAGAAGGAUAAUGCAAAAUUAAUCGCGGAAUUGAGUUGUCUACUGAAACCGACUAGUUGUAGUGCUGAACAGGUGAAAACAAGUGAUUCCUUAUCGUCGAUAUCUCCACCGAUAACGGACUCAUCAUCAUCUCAUGCGCCACAUGCAGCCAGUUCAAAAUCUAUUUUUCGUUCAAGCAGUAUGUCUACAUCGAAUUCAGAUUUUGCCCAACCUAAGUUAGAUGAGAAUCAAGGUAGUAGUGGUGAGAAUCAUCUUUGUUUUCCGUUCAAGUCACCUGUACGCGCAUCCUCUUCUGGAUCGGAACUUUUUAUACCACGUUCAAAAAAUAAGUCAAAUGUUAAGCAACUACCUAAAAAGAAAUCACCAAUACGUGCCAGUACUACAUCCUCGUCAAGUUCUGAUCUCUUCAUACCUCGUUCAGCAAAUAAAGUAAGCCGACGGUUUUUUCUAUUUUACGGGUAA